UCGAUGUAGGUAUCGAUGAUUGUCCACCUCCACCUUCACCGCACUUGUGCGAACGUAUUUUAAUAAUAAAUUGAAUUUAUUAAUUAAAACCGAGCAAUCCGGCCAUGGCAUCCAUCCUGAGGACGGGCAAACUGCUGCGUUACUUCGCUGGCUUCACGAGAAACGUGGUCGUGAACUCGGUGCGCGAGAACGAGACGAGCAAUCUGCUGAGCAAUGCGCCGUGCAUGUGCGGACAGUUCCAGAAUGGAUUUGCAACGAAUGCCGCAGCAAAAGCGGAGCUGACCCUGGACAAGCAGAUUCGCCGACUCGACCACGAUGUGCGGCGCACUGGACGCAUUUCGCGGCGGGAUCUGGAGGAGGUGCUCGACGAGAUUCGCACACACAGGACGGCCACCAGUUCGCAAUCGCUGCUGGUGAUCCGCUGCUGCGGCAACUUGGUGCCCGAGGAGCUGCCGGAGGUCAGAACGGCCCUGGUGCAGGAGAUCUGGAAGACCCUGAAUGCCCUGAACGUGCCAAUGGACAUCUCGCACUACAAUGCCCUUCUUCGGGUUUACUUGGAGAACGAGCACGGCUUUGCGCCCACCGACUUUCUGGCCGAGAUCGAGGCCAAGGGUAUUGAGCCCAACCGGGUGACCUAUCAGCGCCUGAUUGCCCGCUAUUGCCAGCAGGGAGACAUCGAAGGAGCCACCAGGAUUCUGGAGUUCAUGCGGGCAAAGAGUCUGCCGGUCAACGAGAAUGUCUUCAAUUCGCUGAUUCUGGGACAUUCGCAGGCCAACGAUUUGGAGUCCGCCAAGGGCAUUCUGGGAGUGAUGAAGCAGGCGGGAUUGGAGCCCAGUGCGGACACUUACACCACGCUUCUGUGCGCCUUUGCCCGCCAUGGCGAUCUGGCUGCCCUAAGGGAAACGCUAACCGAAUGUGAGCAGAAGGAGGUCAUUUUGCUGGACAAGGAUUUGCUGGACAUCGUGUACACUCUCACUGUUAAUGGCAAUGGCGAGCAGGUGGAUGAGAUUCUGCCCAAGCUGCGACUCUCGCCCGGGUUCAAUCAGGAUGCAGUGAAUGUGAUCCUUCGCCUGGUCAACAAGGGACACGAGGAUGUCGGCCUGAAGCUCCUUCGAGUGAUGCCGAGGAGCAAUCGUGUGAAUGGCGAACCCGUGGAUGUGGGCGCCUUCUUUAUCAGGCAGAUGGUAAAGGCCAAUCGGCCAGUGGAGAAGAUCUUGACCAUCUGCAAGACUCUGCAGGCCGAAGGUCUCAAUCCCAAGGCCUUGACCAUUGCCACCGAAGCUGGUCUGACCAAUGGCGUGGUGAACAAUGCUCUUCCCCUGCUGCAAGAGAUGAAGAAUGCAGGUUUGCCCAUCAGACAGCAUUACUUCUGGCCUCUGAUCUGUUCCGCGGAAUCGAAUCAAGUUUUGGAAAUCGUACGUCGCAUGCAGCAGGAGUUUGCCGUGUUUCCCAACUCCGAAACGGUCAGGGACUAUGUGAUUCCUAACCUAAAGGAGAAGAACUGGGAGCGAAUUGUGACCGCUUUGAGGGAUGCCGGAGUUCCCAACUCCACUGCCGUAACCUCGGCUGUCUACUCCGCUCUGGUGACCCACCAAAUUGCCGAUGCGGCCAAGAUUAUGGAGCAGAACAGGGCUUACUAUGUGCCGUUCCUGUUCAGACAGCCUUUGAUCCUGGCCCUAAGUCACACCAACGAUUUCGCCUCCUUCAUCCGCUGUGUCCGCCAAAUUCACGAGGGCCUGCAGUUCAGACAAGGCAAGGAGGAGGAAGUUGAGCAAGUGGAGGGCGGAGCCGCCGCUCCCACGGAGCGCAGCACUCCCGAUGUGGUGGGUGCGAUUCUCCAGGAGGCCUUCACCUAUUUCCGGCGGGAUCGUGCGGCUACGCUGGAGAAAAUCCUCAAGGGAUUGGUCAAGCAGGGUCUGUCCAUCAGCAGUGCCAAGGCCUCGCAGUUAUCCGAGCAAUUGGGUUCGGAAUUGACUCCAAGGAUCUCCGAACUUUUGGGAAAACUGAGCUCAGGUGAACUGGAGCUAGUUCCUCUGCCAAGUAGUGGAAAGCGAAGCUUGGACUCCCUCUCCAUUGAUGAACUUGAACGUUUCAUUGUUAAUGUGGAGGGCAAAGGCGAGAAUGCCAAUAACAUCAAGAGACAACUAUUGAAUGCCUGCUUCCGAUCCCAGAACCUAGACAAAACCCUUCAGGUCAUCGAGAAACUGGAGACGGAGAAGUUCCAGAUCCCCAUUGGAAUACAUGCCCAGCUCAUCGACCUCUAUACGCACCACAAGAAAAGCCCAGAAGCUUUGGAGGCCUAUGACAAACUGAAGGCCAAGGAUGCCACCUUCCAGUUGGAUAACUUAAAGGCUGUUCGUCUGGCUGAUCUCCUCCUGCAAGAGGAACGUGUGGAUGCCGCCUUCAAAGUGCUGGAGGAUAACAAAAAGGAUUCUCCGCUAGCCGAAAGCGAGGGAAGCUUUAAUUAUGUGAGCACCGUGUGGAGAAUUUUGAAUUCAAUUGCCGAGGCCGGUGAGCCGGAAAAGCUGCGAAAACUAUUCGAUGCCCUGGUGGCUGGCAAUUACGUUGUGCCCACUAACGUCCUUCUCGGGCCACUGAUCAAGGUUCAUCUGGUAAAGGAUGACAUUCCCAGGGCCAUCGAAGCCUUUGAGGAGAUCUGCCAGAAGCACAAAUCGACUCCGUGGAAGAAUGAGUUAGCCUGCCGCUUGAUCCAGAAAGAGGAUGCAGCGAAUCUGCAGAAACUAACAGAUUUGAGUACUGGCAUUCAUGGGGAGGUUAACAGCUUGUACGAUCUGGUGUUCUCCUUCGUGGAGUGCGGUCGUGUGCGGCAGGCCAGGAAGAUCCUGGAGACACCCGGUCUGCGUUCCCGUCCCCAGAGAAUCAGCAGUGCCUGUGAUCGCUACAAAAACGAGGGCCAACUGCAGCCUCUGGAAGGCCUCAUUGAAGCCACCAAGGAUCUGGGUCACAUCGAUAGAAACAAGAUCUACUACACACUGCUGUUGAGCUAUGACAAAGCUGAUGAAGCGGAGAAGGCCCUUGGAUUGUGGACCAAAAUGCAGGAGGAGUCUGUGACGCCCAACGAUGCUUUCCUGUUGAAGCUGGCAGAAAUCCUGAGGAGAAAAAACAUUGAUGUGCCUUUUGUGGUGCCCGAAACUCAAAGGGAACAAGCCAAAGCUAGGAAGAGCAAAGGCAAAGAAGAUCAGGUGAAGGCAGAUGCAAUUAACGAAACAGUCAAAAUCGCAGAUCAGCCCAAGGAGAAGGCACCAAAGAAGCAGCAAACUAAAGCGGAAGAAGUAAGGACCAGUCCGCCACCCAAAACCGUUUCCCAUUUGUCUGGCUUCCGCAAAGCCAUCUUGGCCAAUGAUCCGGACGCAGCCAUAUCCCAUAAACAAAGUUUUCUUAGUGGAGACAAAGUGGGGGCCUUGGACAUUUCCCGUCUGAUUGAACUCCUGGUUCGCGCUGAUCGUUUGACCGAGGCCACCAAAUACGUUGAGGAACUGCUGGGCGACAAGCUGCACCCUCAGCCCAAGAUCUUCAAGUUUUACCUGAACAAAAUUGCCGCUGCUGGGGAUUUGGCAACGCUUGAGAAGAUUGGCCAGCAGCUGAACGAGGAGCAAAAGCGUCUGGUUUCGUUUGACAAUCGCUUCUGUCAUGCUAAUAUUGUGGCCGGAAAGGCGGAGCAGUUCCUAAAGCACCUGACCACGGAAAUCGAAGCAGCCAAGAAUGCUGAGGAGGCCACCAAGCUGGCCGAGAAGUUCCCACGCGGAGGAGCUGUGGGCAUUUUGGACAAGCACCCGGAAUUGGUGCCACAAUACCAAUCCCUGGCUGAGAAGUUUGCCGCCCACAAUCAACUGGGACCCAUGAAUGUCCUGUGGAUGCAUCUGAUUUCCAGCGGACAGGAGGCGGCCUCCAAGGAGAUCUGGGACAAGCACCUGUCAAAUGCCCCAAGGUUGAUGUUCCAGCGCGUUUUGCAGACGGCACGGGAGCAGCAGGACGAGAAACUCGCCGCCACGGUCAUUUCCCAGCUGAAGAACAGCAAAAUCUCGGAGGGAGCGAUCGGCAAUGCAUACUCCUGCCUCAUCGACAUCCAGACGACCAAGGGAAACUCCGACAAGGCCAUGGACGCACUGGCCAAUGCCAUUAAGGAUGUCUCGCUGGAGAACAUCAACAGGACGGCGCUGCUCCGCUUGAAACAGGCGGUGGAGGAGAAGUCGCAGAAGUUCCCCUACACGAUUCCCGAGAAGCGAACAAAGGCCGAUGACUCCAGCUCCUCUUCGUCCUCCUCGUCCUCCAGCGACGACGAUGUGUCGCCAUCGAUACCCGAAACCGUUCCACCCAAACCGGACAGCAAGGCUUAUAUUUCGCUUAUCGGUAUUUAUGUUCUAUCGAUAUUUAAAGGCACACGAGAUUUUAUCGGCAAGCGAAGGCGUUUGGGGAUUUUACUGGAGAAUCUAUCGCCGCGUUGUCAAUUUUCCCAAAUUAACCGCGCGAUGGGGGAAAGCGAUGCCGAGAGUGAUUCCAGCAGCAGUUCCAGCAGCAGCGGGACUUCCAGUGGCAGCGACAGCGACGCCAGGAGCGAGUCCUCGUCCUCCUCGAGCAGCGGCCGGGAGGAAGAGGAAGCAACGCAGAAGAAAUCCGCCAAAGAUGCGAAUAAAACUGAUAGAAAGGACAUCGAGGGGGAUAGCGAUAAGAGAAAAGGAGCUAAUAGGGACGAGGAUCCGACUUCCCAGCGAAGAACUCCUGUGGAAAGCGAGCCCGAUCAAAUUUCCCAUUCUGCUGGCGUGGAAAAGCGGCAAGAAGAAGCAGCAGCUGUCGCGGCGGAAACUGAGAAAUUAAAUGAAGCGGAAAAAGAAAAAAAACCUGAAGUAGAAACACCUGUCCAACGACAAGAGGAAGCAGAAGCCACAGGUGUGACUAAAGAGCUGGAAACUCCGAAGGCCCAAGAAGAGCACACCGAAAAAGAAGCAGAUGAGGGGCGAAAUGUGGAAGAGCAGCCGGUGACCACCAAUGGAAGUACUGGAAGCAGCAAGGAAUCGGCAGAGGCAACAGCGGAGAACCACAUCGAAGAGGGCGAAAUUACGGACAAAGACGAUGAUGACGUGCCGCCUGCUAAUGUGAGUGAAAAAUCCGCCGCCACCAAGGGGAGUCCAACCCAAGAGACCCACCGCCAACGAAGCCGCAGCCAGGAUGAAAAGCGCCGCCGCCCACGAUCUUCGAGCAGAAGUCCUUCGCCCCGCAGCCGUCAACAUCGUCGCUCGAGGAGCAGGAACAGUAGAACCCGCAGCGGCAGUGGCAGUCCCAUCCGCCGCAGGUCUAACUCCCUGGAGAGAAGGCGUCUAGAGCGACAGAGACGACAUGAGGAGCGGGAUAAGCGCGAUGAGGAAAGGGCUAAGGAGCGGGAGAAGCGCCAUCAAAAGCGGGGCAAAUCCGGCAGCAGGCGUAGAGAUGAUUCCAGGGAAAGGAAGAGGUCUUCAGAUCGCAAAAGAGAUCGAUCUACCUCUAGCCCGGGAUCCAAGUCUUCCAAAACAGCUCGCAAUCCUGAACCAAGUAAUGCUGAUAACGAAACCGUCACCGAGCCUGCUGCCAAAAUCACAGAGCGUCAAAGGAAGACUGUAGAUGUGUUGACAUCCCGCACGGGAGGAGCCUAUAUUCCACCCGCCAAGCUGCGUUUGAUGCAGUCGCAGAUCACGGAUAAAGCCUCCGCUGCCUAUCAGAGAAUCGCCUGGGAGGCUCUCAAGAAAUCCAUCCACGGUUACAUCAACAAAGUGAAUGUAACUAAUAUAGCAAUCAUAACCAGGGAGCUUUUAAGAGAGAAUAUCGUCAGGGGUAGGGGUUUGCUCAGCAGGAGUAUUAUCCAAGCACAGGCAGCUUCGCCCACCUUCACCCAUGUCUAUGCGGCUCUGGUGAGCAUUAUAAACUCAAAGUUUCCGAAUAUAGGAGAGCUGCUGCUCAAACGUCUGGUCAUCCAAUUUCGUAGGGCGUUCCGCCGUAAUGAUAAGUUGGUAUGCAUGUCGGCCACCAGAUUCAUUGGACACCUGGUCAACCAGCGGGUGGCCCAUGAAAUUCUGGCCCUAGAGAUCCUCACCCUGCUGGUGGAAACGCCUACGGAUGAUUCUGUAGAGGUGGCCAUCGCUUUUCUUAAGGAGUGCGGCAUGAAACUGACUGAGGUUUCCUCCAAAGGCAUUGGGGCCAUUUUCGAGAUGCUAAGGAACAUCCUGCAUGAGGGAAAGUUGGACAAGCGGGUGCAGUACAUGAUCGAGGUGCUGUUCCAGGUGCGAAAGGAUGGCUUUAAGGAUCAUCAGGCUGUUGUAUCGGAGCUGGAACUUGUGGAGGAGGACGAUCAGUUCACGCAUCUGAUGAUGCUAGACGAGGCCACCGAGACGGAGGAUAUAUUGAAUGUUUUUAAAUUUGACGACAACUAUGCGGAGAACGAAGACAAAUACAAAGGACUUAGUCGUGAGAUCUUAGGCAGCGAUGACGGGAGUAGUUCUGGGUCAGGUUCCGGGUCGGAUUCGGAUAGCGAUUCGGACGGAGAGUCCGGUUCAGACGCGGAAAACCAAAAGAAAACCGAGGGUGGAGAUAUCAUCGACAACACUGAAACCAAUCUGAUUGCCCUGCGACGCACCAUUUACUUAACGAUUAACUCCAGCUUGGAUUAUGAGGAGUGUGCCCACAAGCUGAUGAAAAUGCAAUUGAAACCCGGUCAGGAAAUAGAACUCUGCCACAUGUUUCUCGAUUGCUGUGCCGAACAGAGAACAUAUGAAAAGUUCUAUGGACUACUGGCCCAACGGUUCUGCAACAUUAACAAGAUCUAUAUACCGCCCUUUGAGGAGAUCUUCAAGGACACCUAUCAAACCACACACAGAUUGGAUACGAAUCGCCUGAGAAACGUCAGCAAGUUCUUCGCCCAUCUCCUAUUUACAGACGCCAUCAGUUGGGACGUGCUAGAGUGCAUUCAACUAAACGAGGAUGAUACCACGUCCUCAAGCAGGAUAUUUAUUAAAAUCCUAUUUCAGGAGCUGGCUGAGUACAUGGGAUUGGGCAAACUGAAUACAAAGCUCAAAGAUGAUGUGUUGGUCGAAAGCCUUGCUGGUUUGUUUCCCAAGGAUAACCCCAGGAACACACGCUUCUCAAUUAAUUUCUUCACCUCCAUUGGCUUGGGUGGACUGACGGAUGAUUUGAGAAGAUUUCUAAAGAAUGCCCCCAAGGCUGUGCCCGCAAUAAAUGCCGAAAUCCUGGUCAACUCCGGAGGGAAUCCCUUUAGAGAUGGCUCUGCUCCCGCUGCAAAUUCAAAGACAGCCCCACCUUCGGCCUCCUCUUCGUCAUCGUCAUCAUCGGACUCCAGCAGCGAAGACUCCAGUGAAGAAGACAAAUCCAGCUCCGAAUCUUCUAGUGAAUCCUCAAGUUCCGACUCCAGCUCAGAGCCCCAGAAGAAACGCAAGCGCAAGGACAAGGGUAAAAUUAAAUCGAAAAAAGGAAGUAAGGAGAAGACCAAAAAGGCCAAGAACAAAAAGGCCGAAAAGAAAAAGAAGGCGGAGAAAGAAAGGAAAAAGGAAAAACUGAGAGCAGAAAAGGAGAGGGAGAGGGAAAAGGAGAAGCAAAGGGAGAGGGAAAAGGAAAGACAGAAGGAAAAUGAGAAAGAGAAAAAGCGCGAGAAAGAGAAACAGAAGGCAGCCAAAAAGAAAUCAAAGCGCAAGAGGAAACGUCAGGAGAGCUCUAGCUCCAGCAGCAGCGAAGAUGGCGAAAAGUCCUCCUCCGAAUCUUCUUCGUCCAGUUCUUCCAGCGAAGAAAGUGAGGCGGAGCCUCAGGCGAAGAUUAAGCGCCAGGAGCAGAUUCAACGAAACAACAAAUUUCGAGGACAACCGCAAGAUAGUGAUGAAUUCAACUUGGAAGGUCCUGAGUCCAGAGAAUCGAAUCGCUAUCAGUCCAAUGGAAAUGGUCAAAGGCGCAGGGAUAACUCCAUUGACAGAGUAAGAAACCGGGAGAAUUCUUCUUACGGCAGAGAGAGAAACCGGGAUAAUUCUUCAUACGACAGAGAAAGAAACCGGAAUAAUUCAUCAGAUCGAGAACGAAGGGUCCCAAAUUUCAUUUCCCAUGAUAGACAACGAAAGCGUGAUAGAUCACUUUCCCAUGAGAAACCACGUAGAAGGGAAAAUUCUUCCCCUCGCGAGAGACGACUUGAAAAGAACAGUCGAGGUGAAAUGGAAGGCAGACGUGGUGACCGUUCGUCCAGAGAUGACCGCGGUGAAAGGUCAGAUCGUGGAGAGAGGUCAGAUCGCAGUGGCCGUGAAAAGGAACGUGAUCGCGGCAAGGAGCGUGAACGUGACAGAGAACGGGAUCUCAGGAGCCAACGAGAACGUGAAAGAGAUCGUGACCGGGAACGCGGUCAAUCCGGUGACCGGGACCGAUCCCGUGAUCGCUCGCGAAGAGAGCGCAGCUCACACCGUUCAAAGGGGCGUGGCUAAACUUGCAGACUGGAGACCGAGACAGACAUAGAUUUGUUUUGAAUAUUUUACUUUAACAAGUGUACAAAGAAAACCCCACUAAGCUGAUAAAACAAAAAUAAAUGUACAAAAUGCAAAUGUCAAAAACUA
Messenger RNA from Drosophila gunungcola (fruit fly), 8594 nucleotides. RefSeq lists its product as uncharacterized. Gene Ontology annotation, molecular function: protein binding; RNA binding. The record is from RefSeq and is a predicted model, not a curated record. Lineage: Eukaryota; Metazoa; Arthropoda; Insecta; Diptera; Drosophilidae. The transcript is spliced from 9 exons. The coding region runs from base 105 to 8465 and encodes 2786 amino acids.